Messenger RNA from Dentiscutata heterogama, 493 nucleotides. NCBI's taxonomy places the organism in Eukaryota, Fungi, Glomeromycota, Glomeromycetes, Diversisporales, Gigasporaceae. The record is from the annotation of a GenBank genome assembly.
AGAUGUGAGGAAAUUUAUGACUUUGUCUUCAAUGAUGCGUUCUACAGAAACCCCCGUUUUUUCCGUUCUUAUUACACAAUCCACCUAUACACGAGGCUUGAUAGGUGAGAUAGAUGUUUUUGAAAUAUUGAAUAGCCUCGGUUUUGAAGUCAUUCACAGAGGUCGUAGAGGAGAUGGAGGUGUUGAUAUUAUAUGCAAAAUUCGAAAUAGAGAAAUUUGGAUACAAGUUAAAAACUGGACUAAUAAUAUAGAUGUUAUUCGAGCGUUAAGAGGUGUUACAUGUACGAAAGAUAAUGUCAUAGGCGUUGUAGUUGGUAAUAAGUUUUCCCCUGGUGCGGUUGACGAAGCAAAUAUAUCCGAAGACAUUCCUCAUCCUAUCAUCCUUACAACCAAAACUCAACUCACUCUAACUUUCCUUAAUCUCACACUCGACAUUAUUAACCGAAAUCCUAUUAAACUUCCUCUUUAUAACAAUCAUAUCCUUCGCCAUUAA